GCAUCGACACCUGUCUUCCUCCUCCUUUCCAACCGCUCCAACCAGCUGCUCAAAGCCAAGGAAGCUCACAUGGAGCUCCACUUCCAAGCGCAGCCACCAGUGUUCCAGCUCGAGAACUACAGCAGCAGCAGCAGCUACUACUACUACCAGCAGCAAGAGGCGGCGGCUCAGGCCAAGCCGUCCAAGCCACGGGGCCGGAAGAAGGGCAGCAACAACCACAGCAAGUUCGUCGGCGUCCGGCAGCGCCCGUCGGGCCGGUGGGUGGCGGAGAUCAAGGACACCACGCAGAAGAUCCGCAUGUGGCUCGGCACCUUCGAGACCGCCGAGGCCGCGGCCAAGGCCUACGACGAGGCCGCCCGCCUCCUCCGCGGCACCGACGCCCGCACCAACUUCGCGCCGCGCAUCUCUCCCGACUGCCCGCUCGCCGUCCGCAUCCGCGGACUCCUCCACCACAAGAAGAUCAAGAAGGCCAAGGCCGCCGCCGCAGCCGCCAAGCAGCAGGCGUCGUCGAGCUCCCCUGCAUCCACCACAAGCAACAGCAACAGCAAUAGUCAUAGCACGAAUAGUGCUCGUGGUGGUGGCUCUAGCAUCACCACCACCACCACCAGCAGCAGCAGCAGCUCCAGCUCCAGCAGCGCAGUCAGCUGCGACGACGACAUGGCCACGCAGGGCGGCGGCACCGGCGCACUGGACGCCGGCGAGGUGUACCGGCCGGGGUUCGCCACCGCGGGCACCGAGGAGGAGUUCGACUCUUGGAUGUUCGACUCGGCGUUCCCGGCGCUGGACAGCUUCGCGGCCGUCGACAGCGCCGUCCCAGCUGCUGGCACCACGGAGGAACCGGGCGCCGAGAUGGCCGAGUUCGAGCGGAUCAAGGUGGAGCGGCGCAUCUCGGCGUCGCUGUACGCCAUGAACGGCCUGCAGGAGUACUUCGACCGGGUGCUCGACGCCUCCGCCUGCGACUCGCUCUGGGACCUGUCUCCGCUCUGCCACCAUUAGCUAGCUUCAUCACCUGAACCGCGUGCGUCGUUUCUUCUUGCCCUCCCGCCUCCUGCCAGGUGUAUGCGCGCGCCUGCGGUGUAAAGAGGAACCGAACAACACUAGAGGAUUCUGCUCGUUGUAGUCAGUCGAUGCAUUUUUUUUUUUGAGCAAAAGUGCCUCAAAUUCUGCCUUACGGCAAAGCGAAUGGUCGCGCAUUUCAAUUUUCAGUCUGUCUGCAGUUGCUCUUCAUGCGGUGAGUGCAGGACUGCAGGGUGCUUAGCGCUGAGUGCAGAAUGACACUUAUCUCAGAGUAGAGUACCACAGUCUUGAAUCUUGAUGUACCUUUUGCAUCUGCGAAACUCAAGUUUGUCGUCGACUUCGUCAAGAUCGAUCAGCUAGACUUAAUAACUUGGGUGUACAAAGUACAAUUCAUCCUUCUUCUACGAAU
Molecule: messenger RNA, 1426 nt
Organism: Zea mays
Lineage: Eukaryota; Viridiplantae; Streptophyta; Magnoliopsida; Poales; Poaceae
Exons: 1
Coding region: 70-996 (308 amino acids)
Biological process (GO): regulation of DNA-templated transcription
Molecular function (GO): DNA binding; DNA-binding transcription factor activity
Source: RefSeq, marked provisional